Molecule: messenger RNA, 5037 nt
Organism: Daktulosphaira vitifoliae (grape phylloxera)
Lineage: Eukaryota; Metazoa; Arthropoda; Insecta; Hemiptera; Phylloxeridae
Product: ankyrin repeat and SAM domain-containing protein 1A
Exons: 16
Coding region: 281-3943 (1220 amino acids)
Cellular component (GO): cytosol
Molecular function (GO): protein binding
Source: RefSeq, a predicted model, not a curated record
CGAUCGGUGGUGGUGGCUGUGUUUGUGUUAUGGUGAUAAUAGAAUUUCGUAUCUUUUCAUUAAAAUAAUUAAUGACAAGGCGGCAAUGGCUAAUUACACGUUUAAUGGAUGUGUGACCAGCAAUUUAUUAUAAGAUAGUGCGGUAGUAUUAUGAUCGAACGGGCGACCGUUGUUGUCCGGCCGAUCGAAGUGAUAAUCAACGGUAUUACUAUGUGAAAUCAUAGCAUUGUGGGUGUGUGCAGUUGACAACAAUUUGAAGAAUUUUGCCUUAGAUUGAAGGAUGGGUAAAGACCAAGAUCUUGUGAUUGCUGCCAAAACUGGCAAUUUGAGUGCAGUUGAAAAAAUACUAGUGCAAAAAGCCAAAAGAACCGGGCCCUUAGCUAGUUUAAGAAGAGGAGCUGGUGUCAAUACUCAAGAUCAGUCUGGUUUUACAGCAUUACAUCAUGCUUCACUCAAUGCAUAUAAGGAAAUAGUUCAACUUUUAUUAUGUAAUGAAGCAUCAACAAAUGUUGUUGAUCAUAAAGGCGCUGCACCAUUGCACUUAGCAGCAUGGACUGGUAAUGUAGAUAUUGUGCGUUUAUUAUUGUGUCAUGGGCCUUCAAUUCCCAAUGUGAAUCACAUGACUAAAAACCGAGAGACACCUUUACAUUGUGCAGCUCAAUAUGGUCAUUCAGGUGUAGUUGCACUGCUAAUAGAGCAUGGUGCUGAUCCUACAAUAAGAAACCACAAACAUGAAACGGCUUUAGACUUGUGCGCACAAUAUGGAAGGUUUGAAACUGUAGAGUUAAUCAUAACAAAACGCCCCGAAUUGAUUAGAUCAUAUAACUCUCGUGCUGCGGGUAUUAUGUUUGCACAUACCCCAUUACAUUUAGCAAGUCGCAAUGGGCAUAAGACUGUCGUAGAACUGUUACUUGAUGCCGGAAUGGACGUAAAUGUUCGUACUGGCAGCGGUACAGCUCUUCAUGAAGCUGCUCAAUGUGGCAAGACUGAAGUAGCUAGAUUACUCCUAGAUCAUGGUGUUAAUACUCACAUAAGAGAUAUUCAUAGACGCACUGUUGAGGAUCUUCUUAAGCAAUUUCCAUCAAAAGCAGGGCCUGCUGUUGAAAUUUCAGCUAUGUUACAAAAUCAUCAGUUUAAUAAUAACUAUGAAAGUGAUAUGGAACCUGAUAAAAGAAGUGAAAAUAGUGAACCUGUUCCAUUGAAUAGUCCUUACGAUGGUAUGCUAUCACCUAGUCCUUCACCUACUCGAUGGGAAAUGUAUAAAAAUCGACGUGUUUCUGAAUCUUCAGCAUUUUCUUCUGAUGGACACUAUCUUACUGGUAGAGGAUACAAAAGUGGGCCACCGACUGCAUUAUCCAGAUCUUUAAUUGAAUCUAAUUUUCUUUCUGGUCCAGAGUUAGAUACUGUUAGUAUUAGUUCUUCAACUGCUUCUAGUGGUCAUAGACCCACGUCUUCCUCAUUCUAUUUGCCAAUGGCCCCAUCAAGCCCAGCCACAUCUAAUAUAUCUCCUAUGACAUCAAAAAGACUGAUACCUGAAACUGAUUCACCAUUAAGAGUAUCCGCUACUAAUAGUGGUGGUCCUUAUGAAUAUUUGUAUUUUGCAACUUCUGGUUCUCCUUCUUCCGAUAUUAACCGUAGAAAUGAUACAAUGCGACGAGGAGUGUCUGCUGAUCAUUAUGUUGAUAUGGAAUUACGGCCAAAAUUAAGUGAAGAGCCUGUUGCAUUAAUGUCAAUUUAUCAAAAUGUUCCUAUGCGAACGACAAAUCCUCGAAGAAAGCUCAAACGUCAUGAUAAAGAUCCUGGUGCAAUAUUAUCUCGAGGUGAUUUGCAAUUUAAACGCGUUGAACUUGAACCAGCAACUUUAAAUCAAGUCGUUAUUUCUGAUCGUAAUGGUUUCAUUACCACUACAAUUUCCUCGUCAAAAGAAAGUCUUUUGGACAAUGCCAACACACCUUCGGCUGAUUGGCCUCUAAGUCCUACACAUUAUGUACAGCCACCUACACCAGAUCACCCACCUCCAUCCCCUUUUCAAGCUGAACGCAGUAUACAUGCAAGAAUACGACCUUUAAGUCAAGAAUACAUAAAUUUAAAAAGAAAAUCGAGAGAUAUGGAAACAGAAACGGAAGAGGAUUUAUUGGUUGUUUCCUGGGAGCCUGUAUCUCAAGUUUCAUUUUAUGAUAAAAGUGUUUCUACAAGUGAAGAAACAUCCGUCGAAGAAUUUGUCGGUGAUGCCACAUUUGCAGGUCUCUUGAAAGGAUCAGUGAAUGUUAAUCGAGCUGAAAGACCAAAAACACUGCGAAAAUUAAGAACAGUUUACGAUCCUCCAGUUCUAGCUAAGUCCCCUGGUUCAGUAGAUGAUCAAUCUAAAAAUUCUUCAAAAGACAUUUUGAGCCCAUUUGAUGAACAAGAAGAAUGGGCUAAAAUAUCUGAUCUAAUAAAAAAUCUAGGAGAAGGAAAUAAUAAAGAAUCUAUGUGUAGUGAAUUAGAAAAAGAAUUUCAAUCAAGGCUUGGAUUAAGUAGAUCGGAAAGCAAAGAAAAAUCUCAAACUGACAUUGAAAGUCCAACUACAGUUAAAUCUUGGCUAUUCGGGCUAGGUUUUGGAGAUAUUACAACAAAAUUUAUAGAUUAUGGAUAUGAUAAUUUGGAUUUUAUUUGUGGAGUCUUAAUUGAAGCUGAUUUGAAAGAAAUGGGGAUUGAAAAUGAAAACGAUCGAUCAAAAAUUUUAGAAGCAGCAAAUGAUUUACCUCGAUUAGUAAAAGACUUUUGGUUCACAAACUGCUCAAAAAACGCUUCCGAAGUUAAAAGUAAAUCUAUAGAUGAUCUUGACGCAAUUGAAAAUGAAGAAAGCUCGAAAAAAGUUGAACAAUGGCUGACAAGCAUUGGAUUACCUUGUUACAUAGAUACUUUCCGUAAACAUCUAUAUAUCGAUUUGGAACGUAUAGCGAGGAUUUGGGAGGUUGAACUAACAUCAGUAUUAGAAAUUCAUAAACCUGGACAUAGACGAAGAAUAUUGUCAUCAGUAGAAAAUACAAAAUCUCAAUUGCAUCAAGCUGUUUCUGUGGGUGACGGUUUAAAUGAUAUUGGCAAUGAUCUGGUUCAAAUUAAAAAAAAUAUACAGUCUUUAAAAGAUAAAAUACCCUCCAAGCAUUGUUCUCAAUUAGUUUCGGGUACAGCAACUCUUAGGCAUAAUCCUAAAAAAUCUAGACAUGCUCCUUUACCGCCUCCUUUUCAAAAUUUACCUUCGAAUCAAAAUAAUGACUUAAUAAUCCGAGAUCCAUCGGAAUUACUCUUUGGCGUUCCUUCAACAUUGACUACUCAAUGGAGACACCAACCUACUGCACUCGUGACCGGAAACGUUAAAUAUAUUGCAUCGUACUUGGGUUCAACUGAAGUUAAAGAACCUAGAGGAACCGAAUCCACCAAAUUGUCAAUUCAAAAGCUAAAGCAAACCAUCGCCAAUGGCACACGAAAAUCACUUCCUGUCGUAGCUCUCGUCAUAUCCUAUAGAGGUGUUCGAUUUAUGGAUCCAAAUAGUGGAGCAUCAGUUUGUGAACAUGAGAUUCGUAAUAUCAAUUGUGCUUGUCAAGAUGCCGAUGAUUUAAAUCAUUUUGCUUACAUUACAAAAGACCACCAUACAAGUUCACAUUACAGCCAUGUAUUUAGCGUAUCGACUAUGGAUCAAGCUACUGAGAUUAUAUUAACAUUAGGCCAAGCGUUCGAGGUAGCAUAUCAGAUGGCGCUGAAAACAAGAACUGCCAGUAAUUCUCGAGCUGCUAGUAAUGGCCAUACAAGGUCACAUUCUGCCAACCACGUACUUCCACCGUCAGGGACACGAGAGUCGGUUCACAGUAAUUCCCAUCAACACUAUCGGUCUCAUUCGGUAAAUGAGAUAAAAAUAAACGGUAUUCAGAAAGAUGAUUCAACUGGUAAAUCAGGUCGUUAAUCUGGUUUUUUACUAUAUGUUAACUUAUGAGUGGCAAUCGAUAGUUACCAAAAUAUUAUGUUGAUGUCUAAUUAAUAAUACACAGCAUCCAAAAUACUUCAUACUAUCAUUUAUAAAAUGCUCAAAAAUUAUGAAAAAAGAACUUGCUCUUUUUAUAUUUACAUACAUGUUAUAAGUUUUUUUAUAAAUGGUUUUUGAACUUUGAUAAAACAUUUGAAGAAUUUUUACUUUAGUACUAACAUGAAGUUUCAUCUUCUCAAAUGCCAUAAAUGUGUAAAAAAAUUUUAUUCAUAAUUUUUUAGUCAAAGUAACUUAAUCUAAUAUUUGUCUUUCUUUAUAUUAUUGCAUUAUUUCUUAAUUAUAUGUUAUAAAUAUACUCAGCUCAGUUGUUUAUCAAAUACAAAUAGAAAAUAGGUGCUAAAACCUAAUAAUUUACUUGGGCGUUCCUAUUUAAAUAACUUAAGAAAUAGUAUUUAAGUAUAAAGUACGUCUGCCAUAACUCAACUAUAAAACGAGGCCAAAUUAAAUUUUUCAUCCAAUUUUUGUGAUAUUUUUAUUACUUUUUUUUAUAUUGAUUUCUCAUUGCUUUGUUUUCUUAUUUUUUUUAGUAUAAAAUAAUUUACUAUCUCAUUUUUAUUGUAUCUAAUUUUUUAACUGCGAAAACGUAACACCAAAAUAAAAACCAAAAAAUAUAACACUUAUUUUAUUAGAUUACUGUAAUUACAUAUCUUGAAUUACAUGAAAAUGUAAAAAUAUUUUACCUUAGUUUGUCUUUCAGCCCAUUAUUAUACUAGCGUUGAUAUUGUUAUAAUCUGUUUACUUGUUUGCUUUGUUUAUGUAUUUUAUUAUAUAGAAAUAUUUAUUAGACUUACAAUUAAAAUUAUGAUCUGCAAUAAGACAUCACGUUACAAAACUAAAAAUAUCUAUAGGAGCAUCUUUAACACAAGUAAUACUUUACCUGUUUAUGUAUUACUAAAAUUAAUUGUGUCAAUUGGUUGUGAACGUGUGUGCCAUACUACAAUCAUUGUUGUGAAAUUUAAUCCAAAUUAAAAAAUAAUAACUAUGUAUAAUAAAGUAUACUUACAUGUUUAAAA